This is a messenger RNA of Gambusia affinis (western mosquitofish), 642 nucleotides long. Its product is annotated as histone H2B 1/2-like. Gene Ontology annotation, cellular component: nucleosome. The record is from RefSeq and is a predicted model, not a curated record. The transcript has 2 exons. The coding region runs from base 39 to 413 and encodes 124 amino acids. NCBI's taxonomy places the organism in Eukaryota, Metazoa, Chordata, Actinopteri, Cyprinodontiformes, Poeciliidae. Gene Ontology annotation, molecular function: protein heterodimerization activity; structural constituent of chromatin; DNA binding.
GCUCUCAAGAGGCAGGGCCGCACUCUGAACACGUCAGAAUGCCUGAACCCGCCAAGUCUGCGCCCAAGAAGGGCUCCAAAAAAGCCGUAACCAAGACGGCCGCUAAAGGAGGCAAGAAGAAGAGAAAGACUAGGAAGGAGAGCUACGCCAUCUACGUCUACAAGGUCCUCAAGCAGGUCCACCCCGAUACCGGCAUCUCGUCGAAGGCCAUGAGCAUCAUGAACUCGUUCGUUAACGACAUCUUUGAGCGCAUCGCCUCCGAGGCCUCCCGUCUGGCUCACUACAACAAGCGCUCCACCAUCACCUCCAGGGAGAUCCAGACGGCCGUGCGCCUCCUGCUGCCCGGUGAGCUGGCCAAGCACGCCGUGUCUGAGGGCACCAAGGCGGUCACCAAGUACACUAGCUCCAAGUAAACCUACGGUUUACCAUUAAAAACCAAAGGCCCUUUUUAGGGCCACACAAAUACAACUUGGAGCAAAAGAUCUUGUGUGGUUUUGUAGAAGUUGCAGAAAAGCUAAAAUGUUAAAUAUUUAACAAAUUCUUUCAUCCUACAUUUUUGUUUUGCCAUUAAAACUGGAGAAAAGUUACAAGGUUUCUCUUCAGCACCAAAAUUUCUGAAAACUACUUUCUGCCAUUUUUCUU